GAAGCAGUGUUACCGGAUGCAAAUGAGUUAUUCUCAUUACUGGAAAAACAAGAUGAAAUGUUAUCGAUCCUCUUGUCUGAACUGGACUUGUGCAAGUCGGAAAUUUCAUCAUUACGUGGUCAAAUAAAUGCCAAUAAUGAAAUUGGUAUCUCAAAUGAUAGUAAUCAACAGCGGAAUUGUAGCGAACAACAGAUUAGUGAUGAGAUAAUUAAACUGAAAGAGAUUUGUCGAAGUGCUGUGGAUAGUGCUGAGCAACUUAGAGUUCGUUUUGAUUAUUAUGGCAUUAUUGGUUUGAAAUGUUUUCAGUCACGUAAUGAGGAACUGGAAAAUGAAUUGAGUGCGACGAACGCAAAGGUGGUGGUGUCAGCAAAACCACUCAGUGAGCAGUUGGGCGAUGGUUUUGAAGCAUUCGAAAAGAUGCGUGAUGAAUUGGCCAGAAAUCGCUUUGAGUUGGAUAAUCUCAAACGGGAAUUGCAUUCUAAAACUUGCGAAUUAGAUUUUGCGAAAGAUGCGUGUGCCUCAAAACAGGUACACAUUGAGCGUAUCAGUGAGUCUCUGCGGGGAGAGCACUCGCUAAUGACCAGUGAAAUAUCGAAACUUCAACAAAAACUGGCUGAGGAAAAGCUGAAUUCUGAGAAGUUAAACGCUGAAAAUGCAUCACUUCAGGCUCGUCUGUCAGUGUUGUCAGCAUCUGAAGUGGAUAAGGAUGCGUUGAUUGGAGAUUAUGCACGUCGAUUAUCUGAAGAGAGUGCUGCGAGGAAACGAGAUAUGAGUAUUCUGACGGCUAGACUCGCGGUUUUGGUAGAUCAGAAUAGCACUCUACGUGCAUCGGCUAUCACAAAAAAUCAUAGCAGCUGUUGUGCGGAUCAUGCUGAGCAAUCACCUUAUUUUGAGGGCUUAUUAGAGGAUCAACGUGCGUUAAUCGCAACAUUGAAAGAGGAGUGUUCGUUGUUGGCCGAUAAACUCAGAGCGAAUCGCAUCCAAUAUAAGAAACAGUUGAAGCAGUUGAGGAGGGAAAAUGAUGAUUUGACGAAACAACUCGACAGAUUCAUUAUUGGUGGUCAGUGA
Messenger RNA from Anisakis simplex (herring worm), 1068 nucleotides. Lineage: Eukaryota; Metazoa; Nematoda; Chromadorea; Rhabditida; Anisakidae. The record is from the annotation of a GenBank genome assembly.